GACAAAAAGGAAAAAAACAGCUCGAAGCGGGUUUCUCAACCGGACUCGGCUGUAAGAGCCGGUACGCUACGCUGAGCUGCCACUCCGUGAUGUAGGCAGACAGGUUAGCUACUUGUUUUCUGCUCAGGUACUCUGGACUCUCAUUUAUAUAAGUAUUAACAUCCAUGCCAGGAAAGUAUAAGAUGGCAUUUAAUGGCCUCUAAUGGAUUUGAAGACUUGAGAAGUGGGGUUCCACAGCCAGCCCUCAUUGUUCGAGCCAAGUCUGCAAUUGUACAUUCCUCCAACACUCAUGUGUCUUCCAGUCUCAAUGAGAGGAGAACACAUCAUCCUUCAUCCCUUGGUUUCUCAGUAUCUCAGCCUAAUGUGACGGUGGUGCUUGACCGGACUAGUCAUAUCUCAGGGAUCUCCUCACAGUGUGCCUAUCCAACUGUGCCUGCACCUGCUAAUACUGUAACAAGUGCUGAGCGUGCUCGAAGUGCAGGUGCUCAUUCUUCUAACGGUGCUAGCGGUGGUACAAGAACAGCCAGUGCUGUCUCAAAGUGUUUACUUCAUAUCAGUAGUCCCUCUUCUGGAUGCCAUAGCCCCUGUCAUCUUGAGCCAACUGUCCACAGCUAUCAGCCACACUGGCAGCUGGGCCAACUCAGGUUAAGGUCACGACUUUUAGGGAAAAGGGCCUUUUCACCUCAGCUCUCAGUUUGUCCCUCCUGUCCCUCCCCACCCAAGACUUCCUCGCAAAGAGCGUCUGUGAGAGUUGAGAAAACAAUGCCGACAAACCAGUCUUACCCAUGGACAAGCAGCAAGCUCAAAAGCAACAGCAAAGGGGUAAUGCAACCCACUACCACCAAAGUGCCUAUAAAUGCUAGACUAGAAACGUGUGAGAAGCCUAGCACUGUACUGUCUGCCGCUCAUUGUAAUGGCGGUGACAAGGGAGAUGGCAAAGCAGACACAAUGAAGCCCUCCCAGACAACUGUGCCUUUGGAGCACAGUUGUAAAGAUGUGCCUCUGAACAGUGUCUUGGGGGUCCAGGACUGGCCUCAGUGUGAGAAAAUUGUGGCUGAAGACACCAAGGAGAAUGAGUGUAUUGUGGAGUGCAGUGCAGAGCAUGGCACCAGUGAAGCACCUCAGAGAGUGAGAAAAAUCAGCUCUGAGGUAGAGUUCACAGCAGCUGUACAGAAGCUCACCAAAAGCAUGGCACAUGCACAAAGCAGAAAAUUAGAUGGUCUGAGUGGACCGCUGAGGACCAGUGUUAAUUCUCACAGCAGUAUGAGAGCAGUAAAGACAGGAACAAUGACAGAUGCCACUUCAACAAAAGCCUCAAGUAUUUGCCUUAUUAAUGGGAGCGGGGAGCCUUUUAUGGACAUGGAGACCUCCACUUCCCACUGCCUUGAUGCAAGGGAUGAGAUGUACCCCACAAAUUCUCCGAGUGAUGGAGUGACUCAGGGUAGCACUUGUGCCAUUCCAGAAGAGGUCAGCCACAAAAUGGCCUCCCCUCAGUCUCCUACAGUUUACUCCGUAACAAACCAGAUAUCUGCCAUACACCUUACAAUUAAAGGGCGUGGGCACACCUCAGAAGAGAACCCAAGCCUUUGUCCUAUGACACUGGAUGAAGAGGGUGAGCCUGGGGUCAAGGGACUUGAGAAUGUUGCCAUGCUACAGGACGGAGAGGAGGAGGAGCUUCCAGAUGAGCUGGAGAAUGACUGCAGUGGGAAUGACAAUGAAGGAUCAGAUUGUGAUGCCUCCUCAGCAAUCUCUAUGGCAACAUCAAAUAUUGAGGAACCAAUGAGCCCCGAGUUAGAGGAUGAGAAGGUGGUGAAGCCAGCGCUGGUGCCCAGCCUGUUCCCCUUCAUGCCUCCAACACUGUACUUCAGUACCAACCAAGAAAGAGUGGAGUUGCUGCCUUUGGAGCAGAGGAAACUUCUGAAAUGGAAGAUGAGUACGGUCACACCUAACAUAGUCAAGCACACCAUCGCUAGAUCACACUUCAAAGUCACCAAGAAGAGUAAUGACUGGCUGGGCUGCUGGGGCCACCAUAUGAAGUCACCUGGGUUCAAGGCCAUACGAGAGUACCAGAAGCUGAACCACUUUCCAGGGUCCUUUCAGAUUGGACGGAAGGACCGUCUGUGGCGGAACCUGUCCAAGAUGCAGGCACGAUUUGGCAAGCGGGAGUUUGGCUUCUUCCCACGUUCCUUUGUGCUCCCACAGGACAUGAAGCUUCUGAAGAAGGCCUGGGAGGAUGGAGGUAGUCGGCAGAAAUGGAUCAUCAAACCGCCAGCAUCAGCCCGAGGAAUUGGCAUUCAGGUCAUUCACAAGUGGAGUCAAAUGCCACGCAAGAGACCACUCCUUGUGCAAAAGUACCUUCACAAGCCUUACCUCAUCAGUGGGAAUAAGUUUGAUCUGCGUAUCUAUGUGUACGUGACUUCUUAUGACCCGCUCCGUGUUUACAUCUUCAAUGACGGACUUGUCCGUUUUGCAAGCUGCAAAUACUCUUCCUCCAUGAAAAGUCUUAGCAACAAAUUCAUGCAUCUGACAAACUACAGUGUGAACAAGAAGAACUCUGAGUAUCAGACCAACAGCGAUGAUAAGGCCUGCCAGGGUCACAAAUGGGCACUGAAGGCGCUGUGGCAAUACCUGGGUUCCAAAGGAAUCAGCACUACUCUCAUCUGGGAGAAAAUUAAGGAUAUGGUCAUUAAAACUAUCAUUGCGUCAGACCCAUACGUGAACUCCCUGGUGAAGAUGCAUGUGCGUUCCCCGUACAGCUGUCACGAGCUGUUUGGUUUUGACAUCAUGCUGGAUGAAAACCUUAAGCCAUGGGUUCUGGAGGUCAACAUCUCGCCCAGCCUCCACUCCAACAGUGCACUGGACGUGAGUAUUAAGGGCCAGAUGAUCAGGGAUGUGCUGAACCUGGCUGGCUUUGUUCUGCCUCACAAAGACGACAUCAUCCCCCCCAGCAGCAGCGACAGCAGCUCCACCAGCAGUUUGUGCGGAGGAGUGCGAGAGAAAUCAAGAUUAGACCUGUCUGCUGAUGAAAAAGUGAAGAGGGCCUUCUAUCUUACCCAGCGCUUUGGGGACCAGGAUUUUUACUCAACGGUUCUGGACGUGCUGACCCCAGAUGAUGUGCGUGUUUUGGCCGAGAGUGAAGAUGAGCUGAGUCGGCAGGGCGAGUUUGAGCGUGUUUUUCCCUCCCCUGCCUCCUCCCGCUACCUCCGAUUCUUUGAACACCCGCGCUACCUCAACAUCCUCCUCAAUCAGUGGGAGCAGAAAUACUGCCAGAACCGGAGCAAAGGUAUUGAACUGCUGAGGAGUCUGUGUCAGAAAAAAGUACACUUGGGGAAUCUUGCUGACUCUGCACAUCAUUGGUCUUCAAAGUCCUACCAUGGAUACCGAUCUGAUAUCCACAAUGCCACAUCACUGAGAACAGAGCAAACAAAAUCAAGUGUUAUGGUGAGUCAGAGCAUGAGGUCCAAGCUGGAUGAUGAUGAUGAUGAUGAUGAUGAUGAUGAUGAUGAUGGCUGGUCUGAUCAUGAGGUUCAGUCAAUGACUUCCAGUCUUCCAGAUAUGAGCCUGCUGGGUUCAGUAAGUCCCAGCCCAAGCCCCAGCCCUAGCCUGGCCAGCGACAGCCUGCUUCAUCAGAAUUACCUGUGAGAUUCACCAUGUAGUCUCAAAACGGCUGACAUCUAGGGCUUCCAACCACGCACAAACUUGCAUACGCUCAGAUUUAUAGUUGCUGGAUAAACACAUUCUCUCAUGUUCUGUCUUUAGUGUGUUCAGUUGUAUAAUUUUACCCCCUCAGGAAGUGGGGUUCGGGCUUGGGGAACAGAUGAGAGAACUCUGAAAUGAAAGUAUAGCAGACUUUAAUGGUCAAACUGAUGACCGUUUUAAUCAUAAAAAUGUUUUCUCGACUAAAGUUGCGUGUUUUAAGGAAAGCCUUGUAGAGCUCUUCAAAGCACAGAUAUAUAUAUAUAUAUAUAUAUAUAUUUAUAUACUGUGUUUGUAUAUGCAACCUCUGCUUCUUUUGGGAGGAGCUAAUCUGGAGUCAUGCCUGUGAGCAUGAGCCAAUGAGAUUCCUUUUCUGCUUUGUUUACAUUUUAGGUCAGCCCACUGUUGGGGUCAGUACUAUUUACAACUGGCAACUGAAUUUGAGUAGUUUCAUCAGUAAUAAUAAUAAUAAUAAUAAUAAUAAUAAUAAUAAUGGUCAUAAAUCUAAAGAAAUGUAUCAUUUUAUCAGCCUUUCCCAAUAAAAGGAAGUAACUUCUGGUUUUAGAAUUUUCACAUUAAAAAUGUU
This is a messenger RNA of Colossoma macropomum (tambaqui), 4282 nucleotides long. RefSeq names its product tubulin tyrosine ligase-like family, member 4 (gene ttll4). Gene Ontology annotation, biological process: protein polyglutamylation; microtubule cytoskeleton organization. NCBI's taxonomy places the organism in Eukaryota, Metazoa, Chordata, Actinopteri, Characiformes, Serrasalmidae. The transcript has 19 exons. The record is from RefSeq and is a predicted model, not a curated record. Gene Ontology annotation, cellular component: cilium. Gene Ontology annotation, molecular function: tubulin-glutamic acid ligase activity; tubulin binding. The coding region runs from base 193 to 3642 and encodes 1149 amino acids.